CUCCAUCACCAUGGCAAACUCCGUUCCCGGCCUUGUCUUCCGCCAGCUCUUCGAGAAGGAGAGCAGCACCUACACCUACCUCCUCGGAGACGAAGCCUCCAAGGAAGCCAUCCUCAUCGACCCUGUGGUCGAGACUGCCGAGAGAGACGCCAAGCUCGCCGAGGACCUUGGCCUCAAGAUCAUCUACGGUAUCAACACUCACUGCCACGCCGACCACGUCACCGGCACCGGGAAGCUCAAGCAGCUCGUCCCCGGCAUGAAGUCCGUCAUCGCCGAGAAGUCUGGCGCCAAGGCGGACAUGUUCAUCAACGACGGGGACGUGCUCAAGUUCGGACAGCACAAGCUGGAGGUUCGCGCUACCCCAGGCCACACCGACGGCUGCGUGAGCUACGUGCUCAAUGACGGAGUGAUGUGCUUCACGGGAGACGCCGUGCUGAUCCGCGGCUGCGGGCGAACAGACUUCCAGCAGGGCGAUCCUGGCCUCCUUUACGAGUCUGUUCACUCAAAGAUCUUCACUCUUCCGGACAAGUGCAUCAUCUACCCAGCCCAUGACUACAAGGGCUUGAUGAACUCCACCGUCCUCGAGGAGAAGACCCUCAACCCGAGGCUGACUAAGAACAAGGAGGAGUUCAUCGAGAUCAUGAAUAACCUCGGCCUCCCCUACCCCAAGCAGAUCGACAGAGCCCUGCCGCUCAACCUUGUUUGCGGAAUUCAGGACUGAGCGAACUGUCUGAUCUCGUAACAUGCAGUGCAUGAAACCAAUUGUCUUCUAGUUUCAUAUGAA
This is a messenger RNA of Guillardia theta CCMP2712, 784 nucleotides long. RefSeq lists its product as hypothetical. The coding region runs from base 11 to 721 and encodes 236 amino acids. Gene Ontology annotation, molecular function: sulfur dioxygenase activity. The transcript has 6 exons. NCBI's taxonomy places the organism in Eukaryota, Cryptophyceae, Pyrenomonadales, Geminigeraceae. Gene Ontology annotation, biological process: hydrogen sulfide metabolic process; glutathione metabolic process. The record is from RefSeq and is a predicted model, not a curated record.